This is a messenger RNA of Vanessa tameamea, 1719 nucleotides long. RefSeq names its product dynein intermediate chain 3, ciliary (gene Dnai2). Gene Ontology annotation, molecular function: dynein heavy chain binding; dynein light chain binding. The transcript has 11 exons. Gene Ontology annotation, biological process: cilium movement; outer dynein arm assembly. Gene Ontology annotation, cellular component: outer dynein arm. NCBI's taxonomy places the organism in Eukaryota, Metazoa, Arthropoda, Insecta, Lepidoptera, Nymphalidae. The coding region runs from base 1 to 1719 and encodes 572 amino acids. The record is from RefSeq and is a predicted model, not a curated record.
AUGGAAAAGACGGAUAAAAGUGAAAUCACAUACGAAUAUACGAAACGAAGAAAAUGUUUUGGAAGACAAACACUGUUCACCGAUCAUGGUCCAGAGUUGAAUGUUAACAUACCUCCUAAUUCAGCUAUGUAUAAAAACUACAUUCUUCGAAAUCCUGUUAAUGUUAGCAUUCAGAACACUGGCACUAUGUCAGAACAUUGGGUUAACUCUGUGAGAGCCGAAUACACAAGUUCAGGUGUAAAUCACGUAGAAGGCGGCUGGCCUAAAGAUAUAAAUACUAACGACCCUGAAGCUGCCCAGAGAUAUCGAAGGAAAAUUGAAAAGGACGAUGCAUACAUACAUGCUGUUAUGCAUCUGGGACACAGCAUGGAACAUAAUAUACUACAAAACAACGCUGUAGAUAUGUACCAAAUAUAUUACUCCGAGCUGUCUUCUAUACCCCCUGUGGAACGAAGCAGUUGUCACACCGUAAACGUAUACCGAGAGCCUGGUUCUGCUAGACGGCCAAUUCGUUCACUCUCAUGGCAGGCAGACGGUGCCCGGCUAGCCUCAGCACACGCAGAUGUUAAUUUCAUGAGAUGUGCCAGAAGUCUUCAAUUUUCGUAUAUUUGGGACAUAGAAAAUGCCAACGCUCCAGAGUUAGUAAUAACACCACCACAACCACUGUUGGAUUUACAAUACAAUCCUCGCGAUCAACAUAUUCUUGUAGGAGGUUUGAUGAACGGUCAAGUUGGCUGCUGGGAUAUGAGAAAGGGCAGCGAAACAAUAGCACUUUGUCCACCACACGUUGCUCAUAGAGAUCUUGCACGAAACGUUCUUUUCAUUAACUCAAAAACGUGUGCAGAAUUUUUUUCAGCUUCGCCUGACGGAGUCGUCAAGUGGUGGGACAUAAGAAAUAUGAAUGAACCAACUGACUCAAUGAUUAUAGAUGCCGUUAGAACGAAUAACGAUACUCAAUGCGUAGAAAACGCUUUGGGUAUUUCCGCACUUGAGUACGAACCAACCAUUCCAACGAGAUUCAUGGUUGGAACGGAAACUGGACUAGUGAUAGGGGGUAACCGCAAAGGAAAAACACCGUUGGAAAAACUGCCUUCUAAGUACGAAGCACAUUUAGGACCAGUGUACGCAUUACAAAGAAAUCCAACAUUUUUGAAGAACUUCUUAACAGUUGGCGACUGGACAGCUCGCGUAUGGAGUGAGGAUUGCAGAGAAUCUUCUAUACUUUGGACUUAUCCACAUCGAACUAAGCUCACUGAUGGAGCAUGGAACCCUAUAAGAUUUUCACUAUUGCUAGUGACACAAUGGGACGGGUGCCUGUCCUGUUGGGAUCUGCUGAGAAGAAGAAGUGCACCGAUUGUUACUGCACAGCUGUGCGAUGAACCAUUAUUGCGCCUUCGACCACAUGAAGGGGGACUCUUGGUAGCUUGCGGUAGUAGCAAAGGGACCAUCUACCUAGCGGAGCUGUCACAAAACCUUGGUACUGCGGACAAAAACGACAAACAACUCCUGACCCAUAUCUUGGAACGCGAAAACAAGCGCGAACGAAUCCUGGAGGCUCGGAUGCGCGAGCUGCGACUGAAGAUGCGCCAGGAGCGCGACGGCGCCGCGCACGCGCCCGACGACGCCGCGCGCCGCGACGCCGACCUGCGCGACGCCGCCGCCGACUACUGCCUCGCCGUCGCCGAGCUGCAGGCGCGCCAGCACGCCCUGCCCGCGUGA